ACAGGGGGAAAAGAAAAAGGGGGGGCUGGGCCUGGCGAGCUAACCGAGGCUAGAGGAGGCUGGACGGCUCCGCGGGGGUGGUGUCGCGGAGGGCUGCGGGGCUGAGGCGUCCAGGGGUCACGCUACUCUCCAGGAAGUGCCUGCGCCGGUGCUGCAGGUCAGGAUCAUGGGCUGCUUUUUCUCCAAGGAGAGGAAGACUAAGAAGGAGUCGCGGCCCGAGAGCGAGGAGGAGCGGCCCAAGCAGUACAGCUGGGACCAGCGCGAGAAGGUUGAUAUAAAAGACUACAUGUUCAAUGGGCUGAAAGAUGAAACAGUAGGUCGCUUACCUGGGAAAGUGGCAGGACAACAAUUUUUCAUUCAAGACUGUGAGAACUGCAACAUCUAUAUUUUUGAUCACUCUGCUGCAGUUACCAUCGAUGACUGUACUAACUGCAUAAUUUUUCUGGGACCUGUGAAAGGCAGUGUGUUUUUCCGGAAUUGCAGAGAUUGCAAGUGCACAUUAGCUUGCCAACAGUUUCGUGUUCGGGAUUGCAGAAAGCUGGAAGUCUUUUUGUGCUGCGCCACUCAACCCAUUAUUGAGUCAUCUACAAAUAUCAAAUUUGGCUGUUUUCAGUGGUACUACCCUGAAUUAGCUUCCCAGUUCAAAGAUGCAGGGCUAAGUAUCUUCAAUAACACGUGGAGUAAUAUUCAUGACUUUACGCCUGUGUCAGGAGAACUCAACUGGAGCCUUCUUCCAGAAAAUACCGUGGUUCAGGACUAUGUUCCUAUUCCUACUGCUGAAGAAUUCAGAGCUGUUCGUGUUUCCACAGAAGCCAAUAGAAGCAUCGUUCCCAUAUCAUGGGGUCAGAGACAGAAGAACAGUGAUGAAUCAUGCUUAGUGGUAUUAUUUGCUGGUGAUUAUACUAUUGCAAAUGCCAGGAAACUAAUUGAUGAGAUGGUUGGUAAAGACUUUUUCCUAGUUCAGACAAAGGAAGUGUCCAUGAAAGCUGAAGAUGCAAAAAGGGUUUUUCGGGAAAAAGCACCCGACUUCCUUCCCCUUCUGAACAAAGGUCCUGUGAUUGCCUUGGAGUUUAAUGGAGAUGGUGCUGUAGAAGAAUGUCAACUUAUUAUAAACAAGAUAUUCAAUGGGACCAAGAUGUUUGUAUCAGAAAGCAAGGAGACAGCAUCUGGAGAUGUAGACAGCUUCUACAACUUUGCUGAUAUACAGAUGGGAAUAUGAAGUGCAAUGUGGAACCAAGGACUUGGUAUUAAGCCCUUUCCAACUCUUGUGUAUAAAGUUUGAUAAUCUGCUUUUGUGUAUUUGCAGUGAUUUCUACUAAUGCUAAAAUUGUUAAAUGUUAUUUUUAACAACAUUGAAUACUGCAUCAUUUUAAUAAUUCAUUGGAUACUGCAACUAUCAAAAUAGUUCAAUUAAAUAGUUUCAGUCUGCUUAAAAACUAUUUAGCCCACUUCAGUAAGCUCGCAGUUUUCCUUUGCUUAUAAUACUCUUAUUAGAAAAUAAAGUGACUACCAGUUCAUUAUUUUAAUCCUAAUUGAAUGUACUUUCAAAUCUCUAAUAAUUUAAAUUUUCCAACUUUCCUCAGUGCUCCAUGAUAUUUGUGUGAGAAUACAUUUCACUGCUUAUUUUAUCUUUUUAAUUUAGAGGGAUUUUUUACUGUUUGUUUGGUUAAAAUGAACCCAUUUUUUCAUGUAUACAUAUCUAGUUAAAUAAUUGCCUCCUAGUUGCAUUAAAUGGCUAAUGAGGCUUUGUACAUGAAUUGACAUACUACUUUUUAAAGAAAUAAGUGGUACAUGGGUAUAGUCCUAGCCAAUCGAAAGGCUGAGGCAGGAAGAUCGCUUAAGCUCAGGAGUUUGAGGAUCGCCUGGGCAACAAAACUAAAACAACAACAACAACAAAAAAAUAGGCAUUUGAUAACUAGCUUUGCAAAUAAGUCUAAUAAAUUAUGUUGGCAUAGCAUUGUAAGACUUCCCCAUAAGUAGUAUGACCAUUUGAAUAAAUUGCACAAUAUUUUCUUUAAGUACAACUGUUAGAUGUCUCUUCUGCUUCUGGUAAGAGAAGGUAUAUGCAAUAGUAAAACUAUAGAAGCCUAACUACCAGCAGUUUUUUAAAAGGUGAUUACUGUUUGAUCAGCCAUCUCCUGGGCUACCAAGAGAUUCAGAACAAAACUUUGUGACUUUGAAAUAAGCAUGAUGAUAAGCUAUGCAGAUUAUUGAAAAGCUUGCUACAUUUAUCAAAUAAUGUAAAUAUAAUAGAAUUAUUUUGGUUGCUUUCAAAGCAUUAUUUCUCAAAUCCACCUGAUCAUAGUACUUUUCCAGGAGGCAGGGUAGAACUAUUUAUUCAAAAAUCCACAUUCAUGGGCUGGGGAUUUAGCUCAGUGGCACUGCGCCAACCUCGUAAGCACAAGGUCCUGAGUUCAAUCCCUGGUACCACAAAAAAAAAAAAUCCACAUUCUUGGACCCAGUCCUCAGAUGCACAGAUUCAAUCUUUAGGUGAAACUCUUUCAAGGGCUAUGGUAUAAUCAGUUCAAAGGGUGUUGAUAGGUUGAUCAUGUGUGAAGGUGCUGAACCUGUCAUCCACAAAACAUAUAGCCACUAAUAGGAAAAUAGCUUCCAUGAGCCUAUUUUAUUUAUUUAUUUUUCCAGUACAGGAAAUCAAACUCAGAGCCUCACACAGGCUAGGCAAGUGUUCUACCACUAAGCUGCAUGCCAGCCCCAUAAGCCUAUUUUUAAAGGGUCUAUUUUAAAAUUUGAAAUGUAAUUCUAUUUUGAUAAAACUAAGACCAAAAAUAGCCACUUGUAAAAAUUAUUUGUUUGAUUGUUACUAAAAAUACCUUUUUUUUUUUUUGGCGGAACC
This is a messenger RNA of Fukomys damarensis (Damara mole-rat), 2854 nucleotides long. It is a transcript of the gene Rp2, whose product is annotated as RP2 activator of ARL3 GTPase. The record is from RefSeq and is a predicted model, not a curated record. The transcript has 5 exons. Gene Ontology annotation, molecular function: GTPase activator activity. The coding region runs from base 167 to 1219 and encodes 350 amino acids. Lineage: Eukaryota; Metazoa; Chordata; Mammalia; Rodentia; Bathyergidae. Gene Ontology annotation, cellular component: cilium; periciliary membrane compartment. Gene Ontology annotation, biological process: post-Golgi vesicle-mediated transport.